Sphenostylis stenocarpa is the source of this 1050-nucleotide messenger RNA. NCBI's taxonomy places the organism in Eukaryota, Viridiplantae, Streptophyta, Magnoliopsida, Fabales, Fabaceae. The record is from the annotation of a GenBank genome assembly.
AUGGUUGGGGAGGAUUCUAAAUCUGGUAUAUUAUCAGGCAAAGAGGCUCGCAUAGCUCAGUCCACAAAUCACAAGAUUAAUAGAAUGGCAUCGCGAGGGUAUUUCUCUGUUUUUCUCCAUGCUUUUGUGUUAGCAAAUGUCGCAACUUUAGGAUUCUCUCAGUUGUCACCUAAUUACUAUGAUUACUCGUGCCCCAAUGCCUUGAGUACCAUCAAAAGUGUGGUAGAGGCUGCAGUGCAGAAAGAGAACCGUAUGGGCGCUUCAUUGCUACGCUUGCACUUCCAUGAUUGUUUUGUGAACGGUUGUGAUGGUUCAAUUCUACUGGACUCUUCACCCAGCAUAGACAGUGAAAAGAAUGCACGGCAAAAUAAUCAGUCUGCUAGAGGAUUUGAGGUGGUGGAUGAGAUCAAGCAAGCCGUGGAUGCAGCAUGUGGAAAACCAGUUGUUUCUUGUGCAGACAUAUUAGCUGUUGUCGCUCGUGAUUCUGUUGUUGCGUUAGGGGGGCCAACCUGGGAAGUAAAACUGGGGAGAAGAGAUUCAACCACAGCAAGUCGUGCAGCAGCUGAAGCUAACAUUCCACUGCCAACUCUUAGUCUUUCUGAACUCAUCACCUCAUUCAGGAUCCAUGGUCUUGAUGAGAAGGAUCUUGUUGUUCUUUCUGGAGGUCACGCCCUUGGAUUUGCACAUUGUGCUACCUUUAGGGGCCAUAUCUACAACGACUUCAACAUCGAUCCCAACUUCGCACAAUAUCUCCAAUCCAUUUGCCCUCGAAAUGGUGGUGACGAAAACCUUGCUCCCUUGGACUCAACAGCCACGAACUUUGACGUAUCCUAUUACUCUAAUUUGGUUCAAAAGAAAGGGCUUCUACACUCCGAUCAAGAACUCUUCAAUGGUGGUUCUACUGAUGGACUUGUCGAACAAUACAGCUACAAUACCCAAGCUUUCUUCGCAGACUUCGGGGAUUCCAUGAUUAAGUUGGGAAAUAUUCAGCCCCUUACUGGCGAUCAAGGUGAAGUUCGUGUUAAUUGCAGGAACGUGAAUUAUUAUUGA